Messenger RNA from Leptopilina heterotoma, 1488 nucleotides. RefSeq lists its product as uncharacterized. The coding region runs from base 445 to 1488 and encodes 347 amino acids. The record is from RefSeq and is a predicted model, not a curated record. Lineage: Eukaryota; Metazoa; Arthropoda; Insecta; Hymenoptera; Figitidae. The transcript has 6 exons.
UAAACAUAACUGAGUGCUGUCCGGACAGGACUGGUCCCUGUCCAAAAUUUUUUUUUCAUUUAGACAGUACUCUUUGCUUUCUGGACAGGAAUGAUUCCUGUCCAGAAUGGACUGAGUAAUGUCUUAGACAUUAAUGAAGAAGACAGAUGUGAACGAUGUCUGGACAGGAACCACUCCUGUCCAGACAUUAAUGACAACUCGCCGCGUUUAAAUAAAUCUGUAUACUUAUUUGUAGUGUUCGAAAAAAUCCAACCUUAAAUAAUCUCUGAUUUUAUUCUAUACAAAAAAAACUUUAUAACUUCUAUGAAUAUCACCUUAUAAUAAUUAAAAAAAUGAAUGCUGAAAUUUCGCAAUAGUUUUCAAAGGUUAUUAUGACAGUUGUUUAAAGUGUAAAUAUGGAGUCCCAGGAAUUUCUUCUGAGAUUUUGACUCAACUGUCGGUGGAAUGUGCGACCAUUUUCAAGCAGGUCCCAGGAGUAUUUUACACAGCAACGAAGACAGUCAAAAUUGGUGGUGUAUCAAAAAAAUUCGAGCUUCUGGACGAUUCAUGAAUCGCAUAAAUUAUUUGAGAACUCUUCUCGCUGAAGAUGGCUUAUUAGUAAAAGCAACCUUAGAAGAAGUUAAUGUCGAUGUUGAUGCUGAUAAACAACCUGAUACAGUUGAUGAAUUACUGCAACUGAUUAAAGCACCUUGUGAAAAUGGACUUGAUUGGGAUGUACUCAAAAAUGCUUGGCAGAAAACAUUUUUUGCACGUCGUGAGAUGUCAAAACAAAGUUUAAACGGAGCAUUAUGGCAGUGGGAAAAGUUGCCUUGUCUUGCAAAACAUCGUGAUUUGAUACUGUUGGACUUCGAAAAAUACUACGAAACUUCAAUAAGCAUUGUAGAAACUUGGACACAAUUUCGAGACGCUUUAGUCAAAUUCAUUAGUUCACGACGUCUUGAUGAUGAAUUACAAGAGCUGUUCAAUAAUAUUGAAUCGUUAACUGAUGAUCAGAAAGACACAGUUCUGAUAACCAUUUUUCCGACAGCAAUCGUUGCCCUAUUAAAGCCAAAUUCAAACAGAAAACCAAAGCGAUUGAAACUUGACACAGACGAAGAAAAAAAGAUCAAACUUGCUGAUCGAGAAACGUUCAUCUCAAAUGUAGCGGUUGAUGAAGACGUAGAUUCAUUCGUGGAAAGGAAAUUACAACAAACCCCCCAAGAACAAGGACCUUAUGUCGUCAUCACUGGCAAUCUCAAAGAUCCAAAAACAAUAUACUUAAUCGUCAGAACUGUGAAAUACGAUUGUAAAUCUAUACCUGAAGCUUUCGAUUUGGCUGUAAAAAUUUAUUUGGCAUACCGGAUUCCGUAUCCAACCAAAAGUUCUCACGCAUGGGUUCUUGUGCAGAAAAUUAUUUUGCGAAUCAAUAAGCCCGACGAUAAGUUGCUUCAAGUAACUAAAAAAGCAUUGUCUUUCUUCGUGAAUGAACUGAAACUUCCCGGCGAGUAA